ACUCUUCAAAUGUUAGGGUGAGCACUCCUUGAUAUAAAGUGCACACCCGUCUAAGGACUGGGUAUAUGCAGAAUUUUAGAGCGUAACGCGAUAGGAAUAAACAUCCGUCACCGUUUUAGUUGUGUUUAUUCCUAUCCUGACACCGAGCGACCCCGACGAUAGAGAGAAACGCGACGGGAGGAAUCAACGACGCCCCGAAUUGUGAAAAUCGUGCGCAGUUUUGCCUGUUCUGUGUGUUUAUUCCUAUCCCGAGAAAAGUUUCCUAGAUCGUGUUUUCGUCUAUCGUUCUGCAGUCGGUUUAGAGCGAAACUUGUGAAAUGGUUCGAAAUCGCAAAAGAUGCGAAGGUCGUUGGCACAAUUUACGUCGUAGACGGUCGGUUGAGGGUGUUCUGUCGUGCGAGUUGCGCCCAUGGCGUAGUCUGUGUGUUGAGGGUAUUUGUGGCCUUUUAGUCUGCUGAGAGGAUAACUUUUUGAGAGAGUUAAGAGGAUAGCCCGCUGAGGGUAUUGCCGUAGUGUUUCAGCAGUGUUCGGAGGUCGGCACGAUUUGCGUCGUAGGUACUCUGCUCGAAAUGAAAUCUGUCGAGAGUAUUGGGCGGUGAGUCUGUUGAGGGUAUUGCGCUGACUCUGCUCGGAAUGAAAUCCGUCGAGAGUAUUGGGCGGCGACUCUGUUGAGGGUAUUGCGCAGCAUGUGAAAGAAGUGCACACGACGCCGAUACGAGAGAAGUCCACACGACCCAGCGCCAAUCUGUUGGGGCUGUUUUAUUGCGAUCUGUUAGAGGUUCGCCGCGCUUGUCAAAGAGAAGAGACCGGGAGCUGUCUAGUCGAGUGCGGAGCCAUGCUGCAGCUGCUGCAUUGAGGGACGAACCUGCGCGGCUCUAUUCUGUUUGAGAUUUUUGCUGGUUAUCGGUUGAGGCUUUGAGCCAGCCUCGCAAAUUUUGAGAGUUUCGAAUUAGGUAGGCGCCCAGAGGGGUCCACCGUGCGCCCAUCUGUUUGAGCUACUUAGUGGACAUCUGUGGGGGGUUGAGCUGAGCAAAAGCCUGGGCUUUAAAGUUGUUUGCGUUUCGUUAAGUAAUUGAGCGACUAAGACGCGCCGAACGUGACUCGCAGCGCACUGACGUGGCGACAUACUUAGUCCAUCGCUUCUCUUGCGUUUCGUUAAGUAAUUGAGCGACUAAGACGCGCCGGACGUGACUCGCAGCGCACUGACGUGGCGACGUACUUAGUCCAUCGCUUCUCUUUCAAGUCCAUCCAUGGCGUUGCUGCCCCCCUCCCUUCCCCCCUGUUGCGCAAGCGCGUCGAAGCAUAUGAGUGCAUGACUCGCCCGCGAGUACUAACAACGCUCAUGAGGUACGCGCCGCAGUCAAAUAAAAGCACACACUUUCGCAGCUGUGAAAAUCUGCAACAUGCAACGCAUUGCCAUCUUGUUCGCCGCCACUGCUCCACACCGCGUUCGAUAGUUCUGUCGUUUCUCAUUGAUUUGGAGCGCAGUUUGUCGCGUGAAUCUGUCGCCGUUCCCUUGAUUGUUCGCUUAAUUAUCCUCAAAUGAUGCCCGUUCGGCCUUAUUUGAUUGUGUUAGAAUUGUAUGAUUGCGACGCAUAUAUUUGCGUCCUUCGCUACUGGUUAACGCUCCGAUUUAUGUUUGGUUCGCCUGUUCAUUCCUAUCGUUCCGUUUCCACCUAAAGUUCUGCAUAUAUCAUCAUCAUCAUCAUCAUGAUAGAUACGCGAGGCGAACAAGAUGUUGCUAGAUGCGUUGUUUCUGCUCUUGACAGUCGCAGUUGCCAACCAAGUAGAAGGCGAGCAGUUGGCGUCUAAUGCAGUGUGUCAGGUGGGAGAUCAUGUGGGUGGACAAGUCCCCGGUGGGAGAUCAAGUGAUGUCCUCGACGCUGUGAUCAUGUCCUCGACUUUCGCUCGGCUCGAACGGACGACAGAGGACGAUCGCCAACUAAACGGAAAUGGCCAUCACGAUGAGGACUUCGAGCACCUACUUGAAAAGCAAUGGGCCCUACUCUGUUCCUUCAAACCCGAAGAGUGCGACCCAGAAUUGGAUAGAUUGCGUACGAUGGGAAGACACACAGUGCAGUACACACCGAUGCGUGGCAGUAAGCGAAUUCUCGGAAAGCCACAGCUACACGUCUUUUCCGAUGUGCAGCCAUGGAAUUUCCUUAAGAUCAAAAAUUUCGAUGCAGAAAGGCUGCUUGAGGUGGAGAAUAUUUCGGAAUUGUGGAGAAGAUUUGCGAGGACUUGUAUAGGAGAUGACACAGUAGAGAAGGAGACGAGCCAGGAGUGGUCCACAGAUUCUACAGUAUCGCCACUUCUGUUAAAAACUAACACAGAAGAAGAUCAUGUUGAUGAUGAUGCCUCUACUACAAAAGGUUAUUCUUCUCGCCUUUUAAUUCUCCGCAACUUGCAUCCAGUUUCAGAACUACACACAAUCCUUGUCCCGGAUAUCGAUCUGCUUAAGCCACAGUAUCUUGACCUGGACGGUCUCGUUGCUGCGAUUGCGGUAGCUCUUGUGUCGAGGACUCAACGCUGGUACUUCAACUCUCUGGGUGCCGGUGCUAGUGUAAAUCACUUACACUUUCAAGGGUGGCGUCCACCGAAGGGAUCAGUUUCCUUAGAUGAGGCACCAAGGCGUGUGGUGAAGAUCGUAAAAGAAAAGCCGAACAACGAGCUGAAUGAGCAGCCUGAAGAGGACGCAGGGGUUGAUGUCACUGUGUCAGUGAUUGAAAAGUGGCCACUGCGAUCGAUUGUGUUAUGAGAAGGUCCCACUACUUGUUUUACUUUUACAGUGAAGAAGUGUUGAAACAACUCUGCUAAUAAAGCAAUAAGCUAAUUUUCAUGUCUAAUCUUCGAGUUCAGUGUAGCGCUAUUGUCGCCAAGAAGUUGGAAGAUCCCAGCAGCGACCUCCCGCCAGGAGCAGCAGGUUUAUCGGUAUGACGCUUUGUCGCAGACUCUGGCAGCAGUCGCGAUGCGUCACAUCAGCAAGUUACAAGCCGAGAACAUUCCCCACAACGUUUUCAUCUAUCGAUGGCCGUCGCGUACUGGAAGUGGAAUGACGCUUCGAAAGCAAUGCUCUUCCGAUUUCUCUAGGAACGAUAAAAAUAAUGCAACUAUGUGUAAGGUAUUUGAAGAUCCAGGCCAUGCUCGUCCUGGUCCUCACCAAGGACUACGUCACAGCGACACGGACCCAAAACCAGUAUCUUCGACGGAAGAGUUGCGUGUCAUGGUAAUCGCUCGUACUUUCGACAAUACACAGACGGAGAGACCUUUUGAUACACAGGUUGCAAGUUUAGAGGUUUUAGGUUGGUGGAUUCUUCCUGGUCGACAGAAAUUUGAGUCCUACUCAGCAGAGGAUUUGGAUCGACUGCUUUCAGAAUCCUCUAUUGAAGAAAUGAAGAACAAAUUAUUGCUCAAUUUUUGAGUUCUUUGCCAUGAUGACGAUGAUCUUCAGGAAUUUGUUAUUGAUAUAUUCAUAUGUUGUCCUCAAUCAAUCGCAGUGGUCUAAUCCUUGUUACAUCGUUGUUAAUACAGAUGUAGUUGUGCCUUGUCCUGGACCUGCUGGUGCUGAAGGCUCGUAUUAACACUCCUCGCAAACUCACAUAUAAGUGGAAAGUGACUCCAGGAGCACGACUGAGUUUUAGCGGCCGUGAGUUUCCUCAUUCUCUCA
Amoebophrya sp. A25 is the source of this 3667-nucleotide messenger RNA. Lineage: Eukaryota; Dinophyceae; Syndiniales; Amoebophryaceae. The record is from the annotation of a GenBank genome assembly.